Molecule: messenger RNA, 1104 nt
Organism: Peromyscus leucopus (white-footed mouse)
Lineage: Eukaryota; Metazoa; Chordata; Mammalia; Rodentia; Cricetidae
Product: keratin-associated protein 17-1
Exons: 1
Coding region: 409-735 (108 amino acids)
Source: RefSeq, a predicted model, not a curated record
AUCCAUGAAAACAGGCUACAUGGCCAGAGGAGUCUCCUUUUUGCUGUGAGAGAAGAUUCGGGAGAGGAGCCAGAACAGAUUCUUUGGCCAGCUUCUCCUUCCUCUCUCCAACCUGGCUAAUGACAGGUCUUUUCCCAGAUGUAUUUUUACCCUCUGGACAAAUAGCAGUUGGGACGAGUGGGGCUUUUUUUUUAUGAGUUGAGGUACUCAUGGCUGGAAAAUAAACAGCCAGCUAAUGAGACGUUCUUAUGGAAACCAGCAUAAAUAAUAACAAAGCAAACAUCCUGUCCCCUGUGCCAACACCCCUGGGUGAGGGGAUAUAAAAGCUGCUGUCCAGCUGGCCACUGUCAGACCUAGGGGAAGUUCGGCCGCGUGUGUUCCUGACCUGCGACCUGACCGGCUGGGACCAUGGGGUGCUGCCCGGGAGACUGCCUCAAUUGCUGCUCCCAGGAACAAGAUUGUUGUGAGGAGUGUUGCUGUCAACAGGGCUGCUGUGGUUGCUGCGGCUCCUGCUGCGGCUCCUGCUGCGGCUCCUGCUGUGGCUGCGGAGGCUCUGGCUGCGGAUCUGGCUGCUGCGGGUCUGGCUGCGGGUCUAGCUGCUGUGGAUCUGGCUGCGGGGGCUGCGGAGGCUGCGGGGGCUGUGGAGGCAGCUGCUGUGGUUCCGGGUGCUGUGGCUCCUCCGGGUGCUGUGGUCCAGUGUGCUGUCAGCCCACACCUGUGUGUGAAACGAAAUGAAGACCUUCCCCCCUAUAACUGAGGCAGUGUUGGGGACACCCUCUGCCUACUCCAGAUGGAGACCUCCUCAUCUCCGGACUCCUUCAUACCUCCAAGACAGUGACCUGCCUCUCAUGUUAUUUCUGAGAGGAGAGCUUGCCCUGGUGUCUGAGGAAUUCUGGACCAAAGAGCCAUUUCCUGGCAAGAAAUAAAAGCUGGGUUCCAAUGAGGUGGUCACCAAGUUCAAUGUUCCAGGCUUUGUUUGCAUGGAGUCAAAUGCCUUGCAGCUAUGAGACAUUCUCUUACUCUUUGGACCUGUUGGCUCACCCCAGCUUUCUGCUUCUCUGAAACAUUGUCAAUCUUUUAAUAAAUUCAAGCAUGCUGGCUCCA